AGUGGGUACCCAAUCUAUCGUUGUAUCUCAAUCAGAAUGCGGUCACCAUCUCAGUGCCAAGUUUAACGGCCAGUUAGCGUUUAACUGUGCCCUGGACCGCCGGCCACUAACGAUCAGAUGGAGGUAGAAGUACGGCUCACGAGGACGGGGGAGGAGCCUUGGGGCUUCAGACUCAUCGGGGGCACCGAUUUCAACAUGCCUCUCACCGUUGUCAAGGUUCUACCCGACUCAUCGGCAGACCUCGCCGGCAUUCGCAACGGGGACACAGUCGCCAGCAUACAGGGGGAAAAAGCGGCCACGAUGACACAUGACGGGGCUAAAGCGGCUGUGGCGGCGGCAGGGGACAGCCUCAGCCUUGGAGUGAUGCGCGGUCUCUACGACCUGACGCUCGACGACUACGACCCGAUCGACGACCCGCUAGACCAGGACGAUUUCGACCAGCCCUCUCAUCCGACUGAGGUAUUCCAAAUACAGCAAUUCGGCGACACCCCCCUCGACUCCAAAGACCCAAGCCGGUCCCGCACUGGGUCCCGGGGUAACCUCGACCGGAGGUCUCUUAGCGAGGGUCGCUGUGAUCCCUACGAUCAGAGGUCCUUAACUGAAUCCCCUUACUUCCUGAACACCAAACCUUACAGACCUUUCUCCACUGAACCUUCCCCAAUCCCCCCUUUAGAGAAACCUAUUAUACUUAAUCCUAAUUAUCAUGAUGAAUUUGGUACCUUUGAUGAUGGCCUUGAUCCGCCUGUUGAUCUUCCCAACGUUGAUGAAUUCGCGGGGAUCCUUAGUGAGAAAAGUAGAUAUAAACUUCCAAUUUCGAAACAGUAUGAUCCUGAUGGAACUAAGAUUAAGAAAACUAAAGAAAUAACGACAGUCACUAAGACCGUAGAGGAGAAGAUAGUAACUGAAGAGAUAGUGACUAAGGAAUUGAAAAUUACUUCGGUAGAAGAAAGAUUGGUCAAAGAGCAAAAAGAGGAGGCCAAGUUUAUGGAAAAAACGAAGAUAGAUAUUGAUAUGGGUAAGAUAGAAAUGACUGCUACAAGCAUUGUUGAUGAGAGUAUUGAGAAAGCUGUAACUGUAGCUGAUGAAAUUAAAAAAGAAAUUGAUCUUGAACUAAGUGCUAUAACCUCAGAAUCUAAAACUAGCUCAUCUGAUAUGGAAACUGUGGUCAUGACAAGUGCUAGAAAAGAAUCUACAAAAGAGGUAAGUGAAAUGAGUGAAACUGUUAAGAAAACUAAUGAUGUUGUUGUUAAAAAAAGUGAUGUUAGUGUUGCUAAAGAGAUUGCCAAAUUUGAGAAAGAUGACAAACAAAUUAUCGUUGACGAACGUCAAGAAUUUCGGAAACAGGAGUUAGAAGAAACUAUAGAAAGUGGUAGCGUGCGAAGGAAAUCCGAAAUGUAUGAUAGAGAUGUUAAAAUGGCAGAUACGAAAGUUGAAAAGAUAUCUGUAGAUGAAACUAUAGAAAGUGGUAGUGUAAGAAGAAAGUCAGAAAUGUUUGACAAUGAUGUGAAAAAGAUCGAUAGUAAAGUAGAGAAGAAGUUCGCAGAUGAGAGUAUAGAAAGUGGUAGUGUACGAAGGAAAUCUGAAAUGUAUGAUAAAAACGUCGAAGUGAAAUCUGUGGACGAUACAAAAACAGAGAGAAAGCAAUCUAAAAUAAUAUAUGACCAAAAAGAUAUUAAAGCAGCACAAUCGGCUCAACAAAAGCAAACAUCUGAAAUUAAAACAGAAAAAAUCUCUACAACUACUGAGAGCGUACUUAAAUCAGAAGAAAGCAAAACUAAAGACGCUAAAUAUAGUACAGCUAAAUUACUUGCAGAACAGAGAGCUUAUACCAUUGGAUUACAAACUAUUCCUCAUAUAAGAGGUACAGUGCAAUCAAAUUAUCACUAUGAUUUAUUGCUAAAAACCUUUUUCAUACAUUUAACUGAUGUCAUGGUUGCUCUGUCCAGGUUUAUUUUAGCCGAACCUGUACUGUCUAAGCCUUUAGAAACAAAAUCAGAAGUUAAAAAAGAAGUAACUGAGGUUACUCGAGUGGAAAGGGGCAUAGUUUCUGAUACAACGACUGUGAAAGAUUCUGUAAUAGAUCGUAAAAAAACUGAAAGGUUGGAAACCGAAGAUUUUCAAAUUAGAGAAAAAAAAGACAAAGUUGAAAAAGUGGCUGACGUAAUUAAACAAGACCACGUGAGGGAAGUAAAGCAGCAUGAAUAUACGGAUUACGUUGAAAAGAUUCAACAAGAAAGUGAAAAAAGGGAAAAGAACAUUUUAUCAGGUGCUGAAAUGGCACAGUUGAGUGAUAAAAAGUCGGGGGAAUUGAUAACUAAAAUGGAUGGAGUUAUAACUGAAUUCCAGACUAAAGCUGGUUUAGAGGAAGAGAUCACAAUGCAACGAGAAAGGAGGUCUAGAAGUAGAAGCAAAGUAGACGAAGAAGUAGUGAAAGAUGCGCUUUCCAGAGUUGAUAAAACAUCCCAAGAGAUUACUGAAGUUAGAACUACCAGUAGUGUUCUAGAGUCAAGGGAGAUAAAAACAGAAACAAAACAUGAAAGUAUGGACAUUAAAAGAGAAACCAAACACGAAGCCAGUGGAGUAAGUAGUAAGGAUGGUAAAAGCACAUACAUAUCUAUUUGUGAAGCUCAUGUUUACACUAAUAAAAAUUCUAUUUUGGAUGAAACAGCAGAAAUAUCUGAAACCACCUCAGUGGAAAGUAUCAAAGAAACAAAUAUAGCAUUAGAAGCUAACGAAGCAAUGGUUACAGAAAGCGUUGCUAUAGAAUCGCAAUCUCAAAUUAAACAAGAAGCAGAAGCUGUUGUCGAAUCCCAUGAAAUUUCCAGCGCCAAAACUGAGGAUGUUAUUGUCCAAGAAAAAAAAAACAUCAUUCAAGAAACUGAUGUCCAGAAAUCUUCUAUACAAAUUGAGAGCAAUAAAGCCGCUGUUAUUGAAAAAGUAGAAACAAUACAGCCAAUCGUGGAAUUACAUGAGGAUAUUGUCGAAAAGGCUAUUAGUGUCGAAAUAAAAAAUAAAAUGAAUAUACAGGAAAUUGAGACUACUGAAUAUAUUGAUGAACUAAACGUUGUCAAAGAAGAAUCAAUAGAAAUCACGGAAUCACACGAUAUUAAUGAAGUACAGGUAUUGGAGGACAUUUCUGUUAAAGCUAAGGAAGAAUCCAUAAAAAUUGAGGAGAUUAAAGAGGAAAUAGUUCAGGAUGUAAAAGAAAGUAUAUCUUUAAUUGAAGAAGACGUUAAAGUAUCAAAAGAAGAAAUUGUUUCAGUGAAGGAAGAAGCUAUUGCAGUUCAGGAAGUAAAAGAAAGUGUAUCUAUAACAAAAGAAGAUAUCAAAAAAUUACAAGUUUUUUCAAUAAAAGAAGAGGUGGCUGAGGUG
This is a messenger RNA of Cydia amplana, 3372 nucleotides long. RefSeq names its product glutamic acid-rich protein-like. Gene Ontology annotation, biological process: actin cytoskeleton organization; muscle structure development. The annotation marks the transcript as partial. The transcript has 4 exons. The record is from RefSeq and is a predicted model, not a curated record. NCBI's taxonomy places the organism in Eukaryota, Metazoa, Arthropoda, Insecta, Lepidoptera, Tortricidae. Gene Ontology annotation, molecular function: muscle alpha-actinin binding; actin binding. Gene Ontology annotation, cellular component: Z disc; filamentous actin; adherens junction.